Molecule: messenger RNA, 2013 nt
Organism: Saccostrea echinata
Lineage: Eukaryota; Metazoa; Mollusca; Bivalvia; Ostreida; Ostreidae
Product: protein rolling stone-like
Exons: 2
Coding region: 34-1053 (339 amino acids)
Cellular component (GO): membrane
Source: RefSeq, a predicted model, not a curated record
CGUGUCGCUUGAUGAUCAGUUGAUCGGCUGGCCAUGGCUUGUUCCUCAGUUUGCUGCCUGCACUGUCGGAGAGAAUUUCGAGUGAAGAAUUUUGGAUUUGCAGAUGUUCAUCCUGCUCGAUUUGUCGUGUUUCAGUGGCGACUUCCCCCAAUCAUCUAUGUUGUAUACCGCAUGAUCAUGGCUGUGUAUGCAGACUUCUGGUUGAUUUAUACCUCAACAUCUUUCAUCGGAUUUGGCACAGAAGACAUGACUGAUAUUGACCCAGGAAAUGCUUCCACACAGAACGGAACAAAGAAUGGUACAGACUUUGUACUGUACCCAUGGUAUGCUUACUUAACGAACUGGACUUACCUUUUGUUGUGUUUGUAUCUGACAUGGCACUUUUUCGUCACCGUGGCUUACUUGCUUCAAAACCCAAUGCCACUAAACAGCCGUCCAGACGAAACUUUCCACAGAAAAAUUUUCUCCGAGUUGAAUUCCUCUGCAAGCUUUUACAACACGACUGACUACAACGCUGUUGUUGUGUCCUCCAUGGAUCCUGUCCUGGGAAGUGAUACGUUCGUUCUUCCGUGGUACUUCAAGGUCACAUGGGUGCUAUACAACAUGGCGAAUGUUGGAUCCCUGCUUGUUACUGUGGUUUUCUUUGUCUUCCUCUGGCCCAUGUUCAACACAUCUAAUAUCGGCAUGUUUAAUCUUCAACUUCAUGGAAUAAAUACUGUGCUUAUAGGAAUUGAACUCUUUCUCACCGCUGUACCAUAUCGCCUGUACCACUAUAUAUAUCCUUUGUUUUAUGGUUUGGCAUACCUUAUUUUCUCAGCCAUAUUUUAUGCCGCUGGAAACACAAAUCCAAUAUACCCAGAAGUAUUGGACUGGUCUAAACCAGGACAAACAGCUGUUAUUUGUUUACUGCUGGGCUUUGUUUUUAUGCCCUUUUUGCAGGCUUUAUUCUUCUUUAUAUACAAGCUUAGAUUGUUAAUUUACCAAAAAAUUUCUAGUGAUAUUACUGUUGAUCAAAAUGAAGAUGCAUUUUAUUCAGACAUUCACAAUAUCUGAAUUGGUGAAUGAUUUUUUCUUUUAUGUUAAACAACUUUUUCAAUGUUGAUGAUGACACAGUUCUCUGAAAUGUUCGCCCCCCCCCCUUUUAUGGGGGGGGGGGGGGAGUAAUAAGAAUACAAGGAACAGAGAGAUAUUUCUCUCAGUGUUAGUUCACCAUUUGUUUACCACUUUCACCAUUCCAUUAACUUUUGGGGUACUGUAGUAGUAGGGUAGUAGUGUAAAGAUAUAUAUAAAAGGUGCUAUAAAGAUGUUAGUUUAGUAGAGGUUUCAGUUUUAAAAUGAAUUCUGCCAAAAUGCAGUAGAAUUGCCUGUACUUGCACAUACCCACAAAAUAAGUACAUGUAAGAUAUUAAUUGAUGUUUUUAUCAAUCAUAGCUGGAAAUGACCAUUGGACAAUCACUAUAUAUUAAUUGUAUGUCUAGCACUCACUGGUGUGAGCUACUUUAUAUGUAUUAAAUAUUUUACUCUGUUAAAGUAAUGCAGUAGCUGAUGUUGAUUUACCUUGAUUUUUCUUUUUCUUUGUUCAUUGAAUACAAUAGCAAGUUAUGAGAGAAGUAUAUUUUUUGCAUUGAUUUUUCUGAUAAUUAGAUUAAAGUCUUGUUUUCCCUACAGGUAUCUGUGAGCAAUAACAUCCACAUCUCUUUCUACUAAUUAUAUAUAAACUGGUAUAAGGGAGUUUGAAAACCUGAAUUAUUAUGUCAUCUAUAGUUUAUCAUGUUUAUGACACGUUUAUUCUUGCCUGUUGAUUUUCUUAUUCAUUCAUUCAUAUCGUGAAAUUAUACAUUGAGUGUCUAUUUUCGAUUUAUAAUAUUAUAAUGUACUUUUUUCCUGAACAAUUUCAUGUGUAUUAUUAAAGUUGUUUUUCAUGUUAUGUUGAUUGUUAACUUCAAAAGAACAUAUUUUGUUAUAUAUAUAAUCAGUAAACCAUAAAAAUCAAAAUGAUGCCAAAUAUAUAUA